Molecule: messenger RNA, 1836 nt
Organism: Trypanosoma grayi
Lineage: Eukaryota; Euglenozoa; Kinetoplastea; Trypanosomatida; Trypanosomatidae
Product: putative protein transport protein Sec23A
Exons: 1
Coding region: 1-1836 (611 amino acids)
Molecular function (GO): protein binding
Source: RefSeq, a predicted model, not a curated record
AUGCUGUCGCGUUCCAUCGGCCGGCUAUGUUUCGCCGCGAUGGCGGCAGAUGCGGCGCGGCGUUACGCCGCCGAUCACCGCGAUGCCCCGCCUGACGCCGCGUUGUGGCAUGACGACACCGCAGCGGAGCGGCUGGCAUACGAGCACCACAUUCGCAGCCCAGCGUACCGGGAGCUGCACCGGCCGGCGCUGAGCAACGCAGCGAUGGGGCUGUACGGCGGCGAGCCUGGCUUCGAGAAGGCGUACCGCGUGUGGGUCGACCCCGAUCGCCCGCACAUGAAGCACGUCUACAACCAGACGGCGCUCGCGAAGAACCUCCGCUACGCACGUUAUGGGUACUUCAAGCGCGACAUGCACAUCCUUGACAUUGACAAGCUCGUGCGGCACGCCCGGCUGCUCCCCACGCCCGGCCGUCUGCUUACAGACUUCUUGUAUCAGCGCGUGCCGCUGCCCGACAAGAGCUGUGCUGCCCUCAUCCGCUACCAGCGCCAGCAGAUUGAGAUGCUGGAGGAGUGGGAACGACACAGUAGCUUCCAGUGUGCGGCAGAGAUGUUCGAGCGCUUAAUUGUGACGAACAUACCGCCAGUGGACAUUGGUGUGGAGACGCACGCGGAGAUGGUGCUCUGUGCCGCUGCGAGCGGCAAAUGGGAGGAGGGAUGGGACGUCUAUGCGGCACGAGCACGUGAGAUGGAAGCGGAAUCCCCCGAUUCCUUUGCGCUGAACACUUACUUCUUUGACGCGCUGCUGACACUCUGCGUCACGGCGCGGCGUAUUGAAGAGGGAAUGAGUGUCAUGGAAGAAACUAUCACGCGGAGCUUGCGGCCGCGCUCGACCAUGCUAGAUAAGGCUAUGAUGCUGUGCGCCAUGGGCGCUGAGAACCUCUCAAAGGAGGCGGAGGCGGAAGCCAAGGCAUAUGACAAUGAAGGGCAGAAGAAGCAGCAUCCACAGCAACAUAAAGAACGUUGGGAAGAGUUGGAGCGGCGUGGUCUUGAGCUUUGGGCUCUUUAUGACUUCUACCAGCUGCCACGGACGACGGCGUCUGUUGAGGCGUACAUGCGCAUGUGCUGUGCGUUUGAGAAGCCGACACUUGUGCUAAGAGCACAGAGCUUUGCUGACGCCUCUGGAAUCCGUCUUUCGAUGGAGUGUUUCCACUGGCUGGUCUAUGCCCUUCGUGGUGUGGCCGACUUUGGCGACUACGUCAUGGAUGUCUUCUCUCAAUUAACGCCGCGUGGCUUGACGCCGGAUAUUGCUCUUUUCACUGUGGCGUUUNUGUACUGUGCACUUCAGCGUGACGGGGAGCUUGCGCUUGCCAUCUAUGACCAACACUUUCUGCACAUGAACAUGAAUCCCACACCGGAGAUGACACUUCUCUUCAUUCAGGCGUGUACCCACUGUGACGAACCACGCGUGGUGAUGCUGGAGCGCUGUGAGGCGAUAAUACAGCGGCUGGAGUUGGUGGGGAGUAGUGUUGACCACAUCUCAUUGAUCUACGACCAAUUCCUUGAGCUAUGUGCUCACCUGGGAGCCGUUGCCACGGGAUUUGGCGUGCUGAAGCGACUUGUGGGCUUCGGCAAACCCUUUUCCACACGCAUGCUCAACUCGCUGCUGCAGGCUAACGCAAAUGCGACACCACCGAACGGGUCACUUGGCAUGACGGAGGAGAUCGUGAGGCUGUUCACCCUCCUCAAGGUGCAGCCAAACAAAGACACCCUCAUCUGCGUGAGGUUGUGUGCCGAGGCUUUUGGCGACACACCAGCCAUUAAAUCCUUCACCGCUGCCAUGGAAUCGCAGCUUGAAGCCGACGGCGAGACGGUGUCGUAUGACNCCAGCCAUUAA